Sarcophilus harrisii (Tasmanian devil) is the source of this 2930-nucleotide messenger RNA. RefSeq names its product Rh associated glycoprotein (gene RHAG). Gene Ontology annotation, molecular function: ammonium channel activity. The coding region runs from base 85 to 1374 and encodes 429 amino acids. Gene Ontology annotation, cellular component: plasma membrane. Gene Ontology annotation, biological process: ammonium homeostasis; ammonium transmembrane transport. The transcript has 10 exons. The record is from RefSeq and is a predicted model, not a curated record. Lineage: Eukaryota; Metazoa; Chordata; Mammalia; Dasyuromorphia; Dasyuridae.
UGUCCUAAACAUGCAGGCUAGUUCAACCCAAAGUUCAACCCUUUUUUUCUUUAUCAAACUCCUACAGUCCUUGAGGCUCUUAGUAUGCCAUUGCUCUUUGAUACCAACAUGAGGUUCAAAUUCCCAUUUGUGGCCAUAGGUUUGCAGAUUUCCAUGAUCAUUUUAUUUGGAUUUUUUGUUGGCUAUGAAAAUAAUUGGGGAAAUGUCCAGCAGAAUUACAACUCCACUCAUCCUGACAGAUUCCUUGAGCUAUACCCUUUGUUCCAGGACGUUCAUGUUAUGAUCUUCACGGGGUUUGGCUUCCUCAUGACCUUUCUGAAGAAAUAUGGCUUUAGCAGUGUGGGGAUCAACCUGCUGAUUGCUGCCUUGGGUCUGCAGUGGGGCACCCUCACGCAGGGGAUAUUACACCACAAUGAGAAAUUUUACAUUGGCAUCAAAAACAUGAUAAAUGCAGACUUCAGUACAGCCACAGUUCUGAUCUCCUUUGGAGCUGUCCUAGGCAAAACAAGCCCAGUCCAAAUGUUAAUCAUGGUGAUUUUUGAAAUCGCUGUCUUUGCAGUAAAUGAACAUCUUGUUGGUACGAUACUGAAGGCCACCGAUACUGGGGCAUCAAUGACCAUUCAUGCCUUUGGAGCUUAUUUUGGAUUAGCAGUAGCAGGUGUCUUAUAUCGGCCAGGUCUCAAGAAAAAAGGGCAUGACAAUGAAAAGUCUGUGUAUCACUCAGAUUUGUUUGCUAUGAUUGGCACGCUUUUCCUUUGGAUGUUCUGGCCCAGUUUUAACUCUGCAAUUGCUGAUGCCGGGAACCACCAGUACAUGGCAAUUAUAAACACAUAUUUCUCAUUAGCUGCCUGUGUGCUCACUGCCUUUGCAUUCUCCAGCCUUGUCGACCAUCAUGGAAAACUUGAUAUGGUUCACAUUCAAAAUGCAACUCUUGCAGGAGGAGUAGCUGUGGGUUCCUGUGCAGACAUGGAAAUCCAGCCUUUUGGUGCUAUGAUAAUUGGUGCCAUUGCUGGGAUUGUCUCUGUCCUUGGAUACAAAUUUCUGACACCAUUUUUUACCAACAAACUGAGGAUUCAUGACACAUGUGGUGUUCAUAAUUUGCAUGGCUUACCUGGAGUGAUAGGGGGUGUUGCAAGCAUUGUGGCAGUAGCCUUGGGAGUCACUACGAAGACCACCCUGGCUAUGCAGGCAGCUGCUCUGGGUACUUCCCUAGGAACUGCAAUUGUUGGAGGACUAUUAACUGGUUUAAUUCUAAAGAUACCCAUAUGGGGAGAACCACCUGACCAAGAAUGCUAUGAUGAUUCUGUAUAUUGGGAGGUUCCUGAAGAAGGAUAUGACCAUACUUCCAUGAUAAUGGUGACCACAGAUGACUAGAGCCAAAGACCUAAAAAUAUAAACAAUUCCAUAUUCUUUUAUCUAAUUUUCUCCCAGAAUAUUCUUUUUGUUAAAAAAAAAAAAAGCAACAACCAGAUAAUAUUUUAAAUUUGCAACACAGACAAUAAUGAACACAUUUUAUGUCCCAAAUGUCUGUGGAAUUUUAGCUACCUUACUAGCCUGAUAGUAUAUCAUUUUCAAGUUUCAUGGCUCCCAUACAUCCUCUCCAUGACUACCACUGGGCAUAGACAGUUCAGAAUGGGUUUUCCUAUUCAUAAUAUUGCCAAAAUUAAGGAUUCCCAAAUGUUUCAAGUAUAAAGACAGUUUUAAACAUUUUUUUAAAAUUUACCUCCUAAUGAUUUAUAGUUAUUAGUAUCUGUUAAUCUGUAAAAAUACAUGACAAAAGGCUACUAUUUAUUCAGUAGGACUUUUAAAUAAACAUGUAUUUUAUUCAUCACAAAAGCAUUUAUAUACAUUUUAAAAUAGUACUUAUAUGUGUGGGAAACAUAAUUUAUUCAUUCUUAGAAUUUAAAUUCUUUUAGGGUAGAUCCUAUAUCUGCAGGGCUCUGUGCAGGAAUGUUCUUGAUUAAACAUGCAUUAGAAUAAUACUUCAUAUAAGUAUAAAUACGCAGUUGCUUUUAUUAAUGAUUUUUCUAUAAAAAAAAGGUAUCUGAUGUUUUCAUAUUUGUAGUUUCCUUUGGGCAAAUUUUAGGGUUAAUUAUUAUACUUCUUUCCUUUUGCUAUAAAAAUGGAAAUACUUAUUCUAAAAUAUGUUUUUGUAUGUUCGGUAUUUGCGAUAAGCAUUAAAAUCCAAAUAGAAUGAAGUUAACUUUUAUAAGUUUUUUUUAAUAGAUUAAAUGAUGUAACAAAGAACAAAAUUUAUCUUUGAUUUUCAUUUUGAAGCCUAGUAACUUCUUAGUAUAUUGAGAGUCACUCAUUUAACAAGCACUUAUUAAAUAUUUAUAUAAGCAAAGAUAUAGGAGAGAAAAAGAGAAAUCAUUUUAUUUUAUUUUAAUCCAUUAUGGAAAGAAUAUAAAAUUGAACUUGCUUCUCUCAUUAUUCAGAAUGGAAUUACUAGUAUGGGAGAAAGUUUCAUAUUAUAUGAAAAAUUUCACCAAGCAACAUUACUGGAUAUUUCCCCCAAGUAGCUCAAUGACAGAAAUUUUUUAUAUGUAACAAAAUAGUCAUAGUAUUCUCUGUGGUGGGGGAAAAAAAAAAAACCUAGAAUCAAAGUCGAUGUCCACUGAUUUUUGAAGAAUGGCUAUUGUUGUUGUCUGUCCUUUUUCAAUGAAGAUCAAUGAUAUCAUGUGGAAAUGAUAGCUUAUAAAAUGGUGAUAGAACAGUUACUAUACUAUAAGAAAUCACAAGUGUAAAUAAUUCAGAGAAAGUUGGAAAGGCUGCUGGUUAGUGACUGCAAAGAUUGCAUUCACCUACCACCCACCACAAGCAUAUAUAACCAAGAGAAACAAAUUCCCAUAUAUCCAAAAAUAGUCUCAAUCUAUAGUCUUCAUCCAUGUAUCAUCUCUUUCUAUGAAAAUGAACAGCAUGUUGAAAUA